GCCAGCCAUGGGCGACGGCAAGCUCCUCAACAGCUUCUUGGCCUUGUCGCUCUUCUUCGCGCUCUGCCCACCUUCCACCGUCUCCCGGGACGCGGUGAGAGAUCGGUACGAGGGUUGGAUCGCUCGACAUGGCCUCACCUACAAGGACAAGAAGGAGAAGGAGCAGCGCUUCAAGAUCUACCAAUCCAACUUCCUAAAGAUCAGCAAGUUCAACGCCGAGGACCAUGGCUACAAGCUCACUGACAACAGGUUCGCGGACAUGACGAACGAGGAAUUCAGAGCCAAGCAUAUGUGCUUGACCGACGACCCACAGACUACUACUCCUCCUCCUGUAAAGGUGGAAACGGUGGACAUAUCGUCGAACAGUUCGCAUAGCAUGAAAAGUCACGUCCCCGAGCACCUGGAUUGGAGGAAAAAGGGAGCCGUCACCGGUGUUAGGAACCAAGGUCAAUGCGGGUCUUGUUGGGCCUUCUCCGCGGUGGCAGCGAUCGAGGGAAUCACCUACAUCAAGACCGGCAAACUGAUUCCGCUGUCGGAGCAAGAGCUGGUGGACUGUGACAUCAACGGGAAAAACCAUGGUUGCAGUGGAGGGUUCAUGCAAAAUGCCUUCGAGUUCGUCCGAAGCAACCAUGGGUUGACUUCCGAGUCCAAGUACCCUUACAAAGGCUUCCAGGAAGAGUGCAGAGGCAACCAACUCCACGACCAUGUCUCCACCAUUUCCGGCUACAAAGCCGUGACCGCCAGGAGCGAGCACAGCCUGUUGGAGGCCGUGGCGAAGCAGCCGGUGUCGGUGGCAAUAGACGCCGGCGGAUUCGGCUUCCAGUUCUACUCGCAUGGCAUCUUCGACGGCCCCUGUGGGUCGAGUCUCAACCAUGGCGUGUUGGCGGUCGGAUAUGGAACCACGGAUAAGGACAUGUUCUGGAUCGUGAAGAAUUCAUGGGGUGCAGGUUGGGGAGAAGACGGCUACAUCAGGAUGAGCCGUGAUGUCUUGGACUCCGAAGGCUUAUGUGGGAUCGCCACGAGAGCCUCUUAUCCCACAAAGUAGUAUGCCCUCUUCCCAUGGCAAUAAAAUCUGGAAGAAGACCCACCAUCGUACUAAUAUCUUUGUUUUGUGUACUCCCAUUCAUAAACGCAAAGCUCAAUCUACCACGACAGAGAUCUGAGGAGGUGGAGAAAGGACAGCAAAUCUUUGGCUGGGAUUUCUU
Musa acuminata subsp. malaccensis (wild Malaysian banana) is the source of this 1205-nucleotide messenger RNA. Lineage: Eukaryota; Viridiplantae; Streptophyta; Magnoliopsida; Zingiberales; Musaceae. The record is from RefSeq and is a predicted model, not a curated record.